AUGCGCUUGGCGGUUUUCCCCACGCAAUGGCCGCUGCUCUUCGUGCUGCAAGGUGCAUGGGGCUGGCCCGAUUCGAGAGAACUCUCCAACCAGACGCUGCACGACGGCCUAACAUCUGUGAAGUUCAAGCAGGAGGUGAUCCGGCUCUUCCGCUCCGAGCGCUACGCGCGCAGCACGGCGCUGGACAUCGGCGCCGGCGCCGGAGCGACCUCCGCGGCGCUCGCGGUGAACUUUGGCCUCGUGGUCGGCACCGAGGUCUUUUGGGACAUUGGCCGAGAGGAAAAGAAAGACACAGCAAAGGCGACUCAUGACUACUACCGCUUGGACAGUUCGAAGCUGUUCAAACGAGAUGGACGCAGCUUCUCCAACAUCCUUGCUUUGCACCUCGAUGCCAAACUGCCCUUUGCCCUGAGUGUGCUGGUGGAGCAGAACAUCUCGGCUGUGGUCAUCGAUGCACAGCACGAUUUCUUCAAUGUGGUCGGGGAAACCAUGUCCGUACUACGCUACAUCCCCUGCUGCGUGGAAACCAUUGUCUACCAUGACUAUUGUAUGGACGAGGUCUACCAGGCCAUCCGUUACUUUGCAGAUGCAGGUAUCCUGACCUUCCGGAAACGCAUCGGCUUGCCGCAGUUCCACGACCCGAAAUGUGUGGGAAAGCCACGAUCCGAGGGAGUUGCGAUGCGGGUCUUGCGCCGGAGGAAGGGCUACUGGCAGGCCCUAGAGCGCUUGAAUGCGCAAUUUCAAUCUUUCAAAGAUCGAGCACCCACAAUGGUGCAAAAGCUGAACAAGACGCGGUGGAUACUACUCUCUUCAGAGUUAUCCAGGCCGGUGGCAAUCUUGACUCUCGGAUUUGCACCUGCACGCUGUCACUGGGACGUGCUGCCAGCGCAUCCGUUGGUGGUCAACCCGGAGGUCCCCGCACUGCCUCGUUUGGGCAGCGCGAAGGCCUUCGGAGGCAGCCUGCUGAGUAAGAGAAGACUGCCUUUGCUCUCAAUUCCAAUCCAUGGAAAGGUGGUAGAGGAAAGUGAGCCGGUCUUGAUCGAAGUGAGCCGCGAGAUGAAUCUGUUUACCUUGGAAGUGCCGGAGACGUAUCCUCUUCCUUGGGGGCAGACUCUGCUGGCCUUCAGCUUUACCUGGUCCAUGGCCGUGAGCCGCCUCAUUGACAACUUCUUACAUCUCGAUGCAUCUUUGAGCAGAGCCACCACUGAACAUUGGACAUUUGCUUAG
Durusdinium trenchii is the source of this 1227-nucleotide messenger RNA. NCBI's taxonomy places the organism in Eukaryota, Dinophyceae, Suessiales, Symbiodiniaceae. The record is from the annotation of a GenBank genome assembly.